CAUCAUUUUUCACAUUCUUGUUUGCCUUAUUGCUGAGUUUUUGCAUUACUGUGGGAAAUUUGUGUGCAAGGCUUUUGCCAAAAUUAUAUAUGAUCCUUCUUAUAUCAAGGCACACCUCCUUCAAUCAAAGGAUGCCUUGUUCAUCCAAAAAUUUGGUGAGCCAUAUCAUUUAUGUUUCCUUGAGUUUAAUGAGGGAGAAUUCAAACAUCACACCUAAACUGUCAUGGACAUAUGGUCUCUAGUUGUGGUGGCUUAUCACUGUUUGGCUCAUGUCCUGAGAGAUUUCUUUUUGUUGGGAAUCAUGUGACACAAAAGUAUAAGAACCUACCUUUUCCUAUUGCGAAAGGUCAUCUCUUGCUCUCUUGUCAUAUUGGUUACAUUUCUUGCACUGAGGAGUACAAGGUGGUUUGCCAUUGUGAAAUAUCAGGUGGAGAAUAUAGGUGGUUUGUAUUGUCUGUGGAUAAAAAUAACAUGUCAUGGAGAAGAAUGGAGACUUCACUAAAAAGAAUCAGUUUUUAUUGUGAUGAUGGAGCUUCAGUGUCUGUUGGAGGCGAUAUUUAUUGCUCUCAAAUGAACAGUCAUAUUUUUGCUGUUGACCUGUAUGAUGAACCUUCUCACUCCAUUCAAGUUCCAAAUGAAUUUGUUGGGAGUUGUUAUAGUCUUCUUGAGCUGGGGAAUAGUUUAUCUUUCAUUGUGAGACAUUUGGCAGAGGUUCAUGUAUGCAUAUUAAAGGACUUACGUUGUAAUGAAUGGGCUAAACGUGGCUUAUCAUUGUUUUCAGGCUCAUAUCCUGAGAGAUUUCUUUUUGUUGGGAAUCAUGUGACACAAAAGUAUAAGAGCCUACAUUUUCCUAUUGCGAAAGGUCAUCUCUUGCUCUCUUGUCAUAUUGGUUACAUUUCUUGCACUGAGGAGUACAAGGUGGUUUGCCAUUGUGAAAUAUCAGGUGGAGAAUAUAGGUGGUUUGUAUUGUCUGUGGAUAAAAAUAACAUGUCAUGGAGAAGAAUGGAGACUUCACUAAAAAGAAUCAGUUUUUAUUGUGAUGAUGGAGCUUCAGUGUCUGUUGGAGGCGAUAUUUAUUGCUCUCAAAUGAACAGUCAUAUUUUUGCUGUUGACCUUUAUGAUGAAACUUCUCACUUGGGGAUUAAACACCCAGAGAUCAUGAUUCAGUACCCAUAUGGAACAAAGGAAAAUGUUUCAGUGCUCAAAAGUCAUAUUUUUGCUGUUGACCUUUAUGAUGACACUUCUCACUCCGUUCAAGUUCCAAAUGAAUUUGUUGGGAGUUGUUAUAGUCUUCUUGAGCUGGAGAAUAGUUUAUCUUUCAUUGUGAGACAUUCGGCAGAGGUUCAUGUAUGCAUAUUAAAGGACUUACGUUGCAAUGAAUGGGCUAAACUUUACAAGAUUACAGAAGCAAUAGAUGGACCGAAUAUUUUAUGUGAGAGUUUCAUACCUGUUGGUUGUUGGUUGGCUGGAUGA
Messenger RNA from Camellia sinensis, 1473 nucleotides. Lineage: Eukaryota; Viridiplantae; Streptophyta; Magnoliopsida; Ericales; Theaceae. The record is from RefSeq and is a predicted model, not a curated record.